AUGGUCGAAUCGCCUCCGCUGCAACUGAGAGAUCAGCGCUGGUAUCGGUCAAGUCGCCCCUUGCUCCUCCUUUGCUCCGCCUUGCUGUUGGCCACCAUCGGUAUCCUGGGUCCCCCCGGGCCUGAGUCGCUCCGGUCGAGGUCUCCGGUGCAUGAGACAGUGGUGGAGUGCAGGACAGAUCCAGACUGCAUCCCGAGCCUCAAGGAGCUGGUGACGAGAGCAGCGCAGCGAUGCGCGAGGGAAGCAAGCUGUGUGUGCAACUGGAAUGAGGACGCCAAAGGGUGUUUCAUGAAGGAGAUCGACAAGCACCCGGACCUCCUGAAGGAGGCGAAGGCGCUGGAGAAGCUCAUCGUGGAGAGGGAGGAGAUCAGAGAGCAGAAGCAAGCCUUGAGGAGGAAGCUGCAGGGGGAACAAGCGAAGAUCGCGUCCCUGAUCGACAGGGGCAAGCGCAACAUCCAGCUGCACGACUUCAAAGACGCUGAGAAGGACGCGAGGAGGGCGAUCACGGUGAACAAGCUCGUGAAGAAGCUUAAUCGGGCCGCCGGCCUGCACAGCUGGCCAUCCAUCCGGCGGCAGGACGUGAAGAUCAAUCGGUUUGUGGGGCAGCUACAAGAUGCAAGGAGGGGGCUGAGGAGGAGGAGGAACAACGACAACGUUCGGCAUGAGAUCAAGGAGCUCUCCUCCAGCAUCCAUCGCAUCUCCAACGAGGUGCGGCAGGUUGGCUCCUACGUGGUGGAUGCGACAGCGCGAGAGACGAAGGAGAAGCAGGCGAGAGAGACGAAGAGGGACCUGCGAGCGCUGGUUCAGAAGAUCUCUGGAAUAGUCAGCAGCAUGCGCAAAAGGAAGGAGUCGAUGGAAGAGGCUUCUUCCUUGAAUGCUACUGAGAAGAGGUUUGCCGACGCCAUCGCUGAGGGGGAGAAGGCAGUCGCGCUCAACGACCAUCACCAUGCGGAGCAGUUCUUGCACGAGGCCCAGCAGCUCCACCUCCGACUGAUGGAGCAGAAAAAUCUUCCGUCCUCCUCCCCCUGCCGGGCUUGCGACGCUCUUGCCCAAACCAUCCAGCGAUCAUGA
Molecule: messenger RNA, 1071 nt
Organism: Guillardia theta CCMP2712
Lineage: Eukaryota; Cryptophyceae; Pyrenomonadales; Geminigeraceae
Exons: 8
Coding region: 1-1071 (356 amino acids)
Source: RefSeq, a predicted model, not a curated record